CCUAAACCCAAGCAGGAAUGUAUUCUAGAUAUCUAGCAUUCAAAAUCAAUUCCUUAGCUGCAUAGCUUCUGGUUCUUGCAUAUAUGAAGAUAGAUACUAGAAUAUAUGAGGAUGUUUGUUGGACAAAAUGGGUUCUAGGAAGCAGUCAAAGGACAAGCAUCUGAAUCCACAUGAGUGUCCAUCAGAAAAAGAGGCAAAAUCAUCUGGGAAAAGGAAGCGAGACUAUGGAGAACUGGAUAAUGAGCUACAAGCAAAGAAACUACUUGUGAGGAAAAAAACCAAACAACUGCAAAAAAUGGGACGAGCUUGCUUUGGCUCCAUGCUUCGAGACACAAGAGUGGUCUUCCAUCCAUGGGAAAUGCAAAAGAAUAUUGUCCACUAUGUUUAUCAAAAUAUGGUGGGUGGCUCUAUUGGAGCACAGCUUAAGAAGUGUCUCCAGGUGCCCUUCGUACGUUCUCUCUACUUGUACCGUCUGUUCCGAACAGCAAGUCCCUUUGAUAGAAGAAUUACAGCUUUGGAAUGGCAUCCAAUGCACCCCAGCACAGUUGCUGUGGGCUCCAAAGGAGGAGACAUCAUCCUGUGGAAUUACGAAGUGCUCAAUAAAACAUGUUUCAUUAAAGGGAUGGGAGCUGGAGGGGCCAUCACAGGAAUGAAGUUUAAUCCUUUUAAUCCAAGUGAGCUGUACACAUCAUCAAUUGCUGGAACUACUGCCUUGCAAGAUUUUAAUGGCAAUACAAUCCAGGUCAUCACCAGUACCAAUGACUGGGAUUUCUGGUUUUGCAGCGUUGAUGUAUCUGCAACCCGUCGGACUGUAGCGACAGGAGAUAAUGUAGGGAAUGUGUUUCUGUUUAGUACUGGAGGUGAACAGAUAUGGAAUUUGAAGCUGCACAAAAAGAAAGUGACUCAUGUAGAGUUUAAUACUCACUGUGAUUGGCUCCUGGCUACGGCCUCUGUAGAUCAGACAGUGAAAAUCUGGGAUCUGAGAAAUAUUAAGGAUAAGUCAAGUUGUCUUCAUGUACUUCAGCAUGAUAAAGCUGUCAAUUCAGCUUAUUUCAGCCCAACAGAUGGUGCUAAGUUACUAACUACAGACCAGCACAAUGAAAUCCGGAUUUAUUCUUCUUCUGAUUGGUCCAAACUACAGCAUUCAAUUUCACAUCCUCAUCGGCAGUUCCAGCAUCUCACACCUAUCAAGGCAACAUGGCAUCCUCGUUACGAUCUCAUUGUGGUUGGUCGUUACCCAGACCCUAAAUUCCCAGGAUACACAGCAGAUGAGCUGAGAACUGUUGACAUAUUUGAUGGAAACAGUGGAGAGAUGGUGUGCCAACUGCAUGAUCCAAAUGCAUCAGGCAUUAUCUCCCUCAAUAAGUUUAACCCUAUGGGAGACACCUUGGCUUCAGGAAUGGGCUUUAAUAUUCUGAUAUGGAAUCGAGAAGCAAUGGUAACUAAGAAGCAGGAGGAUCUCAUGCAAGCAGUGAAAGAGCAGGGAAUUGGGCUCAAGAACUUAUCCCAGCAAAGAGGACAGAGGCAGAGGCAAUCAAACACAGGAACAAACAAAUUCAAAGCUAAACUGCUCAAUCUUGAAUUAGAGGACACUAAAACAAAGGGUAAAAAACACACAGUGUAAGAGGAGAAAGGACCUGGAGGACUCAUUGAGUCAACUUUGUGUCAUUAGUGUUCGCUUUGAGCAAAGUCGAUGCUGCUGGCAUAGUGUGUAACAUUGGCUUCAGAAGAAGGAAGCCCUUUACAGUAGACCAUCUUCUUUGAUGUUGUAGAAAUGAGGCAUUCAUUAUUAUGGGCAAGGAAUAGGUCAUAUGUAUACGCAUGUACUUAACUGAGCUGAAAAGAACAUCCGGUUGUGUGCACCUACUGGUUUUUAAUUGUCUAAGACAAAGUACAAUGCACAACGAUAUGCCGACAAUUCAGAUUACAGUAUAUUUUCAGAACUGGCUCUUUUCCCUUUAUAAUGUAUUGAGAACAACCUAUGUUUGCCUAUCAUUCAAAAUAAGCAUUUUUGUUUUAAGGAGGAACAUACUUUCCCACAAUUUCUAUUUUCAGGCAGCUCUUUAAUGCACAGGUAUUUGUAAAACUGCCUAGAGCUUAGAUAAAGAUAUAUAGAUGUACAAAAAAGAAGCUGCUUGAGGCCAAGGCAACUGGCUAUAGCUACUUUACAUUGCAGCAAUUGUUAUUGUGAUUUACUUACUGUGUUCUUUUGUUCAAAAUAAUAAUAUGUUUAGUAAAGUUUUAUAUGUAGCAAUUAUUUUGUUAUACCAGAGAAGCUAACAUGCUUCUUGAAAAGGCAAAACAGGUAGGACAUAAGCCUGCUCAAAGAAUAGAUCUGAGGA
Molecule: messenger RNA, 2342 nt
Organism: Candoia aspera
Lineage: Eukaryota; Metazoa; Chordata; Lepidosauria; Squamata; Candoiidae
Gene: DDB2
Product: damage specific DNA binding protein 2
Exons: 11
Coding region: 128-1624 (498 amino acids)
Biological process (GO): DNA repair; response to UV
Cellular component (GO): nucleus; Cul4-RING E3 ubiquitin ligase complex
Molecular function (GO): damaged DNA binding; protein binding
Source: RefSeq, a predicted model, not a curated record